AUGCGUGAAGCUGGUAUCGAAAAAGCCCUAUAUUACCGCACCAAGGAGUUUGACAGCUACUGCAAAGGAUAUCCCAAAACGUCGGAAACAUCUCUUGUGGAUACAAUCAAGAAGUGGGAGGUUCAAUAUAGACCUCAUAUCGAACAGCUAGAAACGCGGAUUCUCAGGCUCGGGAAAGAUGACCUGAUGCGCGUAUCCGAUCUUGACAAUCCCCAAGUUUCUGAGAGGCUGAAAAUUCAGGAGUCCUGUUGGAACUGUGCCAGAAAUGAAUGGGCCUUCCCCAACGAGGAAGAAAGCUUCAAGGGACUUGGCUUGCAGACUUUCUCUCCUGAUAUGGAAUGCGUACCCUACGAUAACCAAUUAGUGUCAGAAUCUGGUGGAGAUAAAUCCGCAUUCAUCUUCCUCUUGCCUAAAGACGACAGCUCUUUGCUCGUCUGUUCCAUCGUUCCCGUGCGCGAGGGAGAAUUUUUAGGUGUUUUCGCUGGUAAGAUUCGUUUCUCGGAAAUCUGGAGUCCCACACACGGUAUUCGCGGUCCUGUUGACAAUCUGUGGCUCGACUAUUCACAAGUCACUGGCACGCUGAACCAAAUGCUCGUCUCCGAACCUGGUGGUUCCGCAAAUGUUCGGACCCAUUGGGAAUUAAUCAAUGAUGAUGUUGACCCAGAAAGCUGCGCCUCAUGGAGAGUUUCUGUAAAAGCCACUAAGUCCAUAGUGCCGUUCGAACAUCUCGUUCGUCAGGCUGCUCAGCAAGAGCAAUAUGUGUUGCACUUAUGUCCUGAGUAUGCAAAGAGAGGCUUUCUCGAAAUUUGCGAAACUGACUGA
Messenger RNA from Penicillium manginii, 822 nucleotides. RefSeq lists its product as uncharacterized. Bases 1 to 822 code for a protein of 273 amino acids. The record is from RefSeq and is a predicted model, not a curated record. NCBI's taxonomy places the organism in Eukaryota, Fungi, Ascomycota, Eurotiomycetes, Eurotiales, Aspergillaceae. The transcript has a single exon.